Messenger RNA from Gamsiella multidivaricata, 340 nucleotides. RefSeq lists its product as uncharacterized. NCBI's taxonomy places the organism in Eukaryota, Fungi, Mortierellomycota, Mortierellomycetes, Mortierellales, Mortierellaceae. Bases 29 to 340 code for a protein of 103 amino acids. The record is from RefSeq and is a predicted model, not a curated record. The transcript is spliced from 2 exons.
GGAAACUAGUCGAGUAGCACACUCUGGGAUGGAUACAAGACAAGCAGGGUUCUACUGCGAGAAGCCCUUCUUCCUCGCUCGUAAUUCCGUUAGCCCACCGAUACUGCUUCAGCAGAUGAUCUUCACCUGGAUUGAGGGCACUUUUGGCAACGACAACGAGGACCGGAGGAACGAGUACCUGAACGAGAUAAAUGAGGUCGAUCCGGAUGCUGUACUACCUAUUGGGAAAGAGCUCACAUUAGGAACCAAGCAGAAUGAGAAACCUGCAGUCGACAAGACCGAUUACUUUGAAGAUGGUGUUGCCAAGGCCGGUUCCUUGAGGCUGCUUGUGCGGUGCUGA